Molecule: messenger RNA, 5843 nt
Organism: Corapipo altera (White-ruffed manakin)
Lineage: Eukaryota; Metazoa; Chordata; Aves; Passeriformes; Pipridae
Gene: SLC9A9
Product: solute carrier family 9 member A9
Exons: 16
Coding region: 159-2069 (636 amino acids)
Biological process (GO): regulation of pH; proton transmembrane transport; sodium ion transport
Cellular component (GO): recycling endosome; membrane
Molecular function (GO): sodium:proton antiporter activity
Source: RefSeq, a predicted model, not a curated record
UGAGCUGGGGCACUUUACUAUGAGGCUGCAAAUGGAACAGAUGUGCUUGCUGUGAAUUUCUGUAGUGUCUGGACUUUUUGUACCAAAGGUGAUAAUAAUUUCAUUCCUGUGAUUUUUUUUCUUUUAUUUUUCACAUAUUUUUCCAUAAAGGGAAUGAAAUGGAGAAGUUGAAGAAAUACGUAACAGUGAAAGAUGAAGAUCAGUUUUAUCAUCAGGGAGCUGUGGAGCUGCUAGUCUUUAACUUUUUGCUCAUUCUUACAAUAUUAACAAUUUGGUUGUUUAAAAACCAUCGAUUCCGCUUUCUGCAUGAAACUGGAGGAGCUAUGCUUUAUGGCCUCGUAAUGGGAUUAAUUAUACGAUAUGUGACAAAAGCAUCAGAUGGGGAAAGUGGGAUCGUUUAUGAAUGUGAAAAGCUGAAAUCUGGGCCAUCCACUCUGCUUAUUAAUAUAACAAAUCAGGUCUAUGAAUAUCAAUACAAAAGAGAGAUCAGCCAUCACAAUGUCAAUGGACACCAGGGCAAUGCAAUGCUUCAAAAGAUGACCUUUGAUCCUUCCAUCUUCUUCAAUAUUUUGCUGCCACCCAUUAUAUUCCAUGCUGGAUAUAGUUUAAAGAAGAGACAUUUUUUUCGUAACUUAGGAUCAAUUUUAACCUAUGCCUUCUUGGGAACUGCCAUCUCCUGCAUUGUCAUAGGGUUGAUAAUGUAUGGCUUUGUGAAGGCCAUGGUGCACAUGGGCCAGUUAAAGCAAUGGGAAUUCCACUUCACUGACUGUUUAUUUUUUGGAUCGCUGAUGUCUGCCACAGAUCCAGUGACAGUUCUUGCUAUUUUCCAUGAGCUGCAUGUGGAUACAGAUUUAUACACGCUCCUGUUUGGAGAGAGUGUCCUAAAUGAUGCUGUGGCUAUCGUGCUGACAUACUCUAUAUCCAUUUACAGUCCUAAGGAGAAUCCUAAUGCUUUUGAUGCUGCUGCUUUCUUCCAGUCAAUGGGAAAUUUCCUGGGGAUCUUUGCUGGAUCAUUUGCCAUGGGAUCCUCUUAUGCUGUUGUCACAGCUUUAUUGACAAAAUUUACAAAGCUGUGUGAGUUUCCUAUGUUGGAGACAGGUCUAUUUUUCCUCCUAUCCUGGAGUGCCUUCUUAUCAGCAGAAGCCGCUGGGCUUACAGGUAUUGUUGCAGUCCUUUUCUGUGGAGUUACACAGGCCCAUUACACCUACAACAAUCUGUCACCAGAUUCCAAAAUGAGAACCAAACAGUUGUUCGAGUUCAUGAAUUUUUUGGCUGAGAACGUCAUCUUCUGUUACAUGGGACUCGCACUAUUUACAUUUCAAAAUCACAUCUUCAAUCCUCUUUUUAUAUUUGGUGCAUUUGUGGCAGUUUUUGUAGCAAGAGCUUGCAACAUAUACCCACUUUCUUUCCUUUUGAAUUUGGGUCGAAAACAAAAGAUUCCUAGGAACUUUCAGCACAUGAUGAUGUUUUCAGGUUUACGUGGUGCAAUAGCAUUUGCAUUGGCAAUUCGAGAUGCAAACUCCCAGCCCAAACAAAUGAUGUUUACCACAGCACUGCUAAUUGUGUUUUUCACAGUCUGGGUGUUUGGUGGGGGCACGACACCAAUGCUUACUUGGCUUCAGAUCAGAGUUGGUGUAGAUCCAGAUGAAGAUCUUAAAGCUGAAGCUGCAAGCCAGAGUGCAUCUAACUUGGAUAAAAAUACAACCAAAGCUGAGAGUGCAUGGCUGUUCAGAAUAUGGUAUGGCUUUGACCAUAAAUACCUAAAACCCAUCUUAACCCACGCUGGUCCACCUCUCACAACAACGUUACCUGAAUGGUGCAACCCUGUUGCCAGGAUUCUGACCAGCCCCACCGCAUAUGGGGAUCAACUCAAGGAUGGUGACACAGAUUAUAUCAUAAAUAAUGAUGAAUUAAUGGAAAACUAUGAAUCAUCUGCUCACAUACCAGUGCCAGCACAGGACAGGACAGGCGCCACCCAGGCUACAGGCCAGGAAGAUAUUCAAGAAGGAGAUCUGGGAUUAGGAGGGUACAAACUCCAGCUUCAACCCCAGACGAAUUCUCCGGCAUGAACAGGGAAACGUUAAUGACAAGAAAGAAGACAACAACAAAGAAGCAAAAGAUCCUAUUAUGUGAACAAGAGGCCAGAAAAAUGUACUAAGCACAAAAAUCAAAGAUUUCACCAAAUAAAUGCCUGCUCCUCCCAUAAAAGUAGUUUAUUAUCAUCCAUAUACCUACAACAAUGUGCAGGUUUUCUGACCUCAGCAGAUGUAGGGCAGUAUCAGCCCACUGUAAAUACAGUGUGGUCAUGUGUUGUCUCACCACUUGACUGUACCUCUCCCCUCACAUGUACCCAGGCCUUUGAAUGUUGCUUAGAGUCUUCAGCAAGUUGGAAUGGAGAGAAAUAGCUUCCUGCUCACGUGAUGACAGCUCUUCUAUACAGCUGGUCCUGAAAAGAUCCAGUUAGCUACUACUCCAGUAGCUAUUACAUUUAUAAGGAAGAAGCAGAAGAUUCCUUGUCCAAUGUCUACGUAAUCUAAAAAUGCUUAAAACACACACUGCUGCACCUCAGCCUUGAUAGAUAAAUCUCCCUCAUGCUCACAGUACAGACUUGUCCUGACAACCAGCCAAAUAUGUCUUCUAAAUGCACAUGUAGCCUAGUCCAUACAGGGUUUCACCAUGCAGCCUCCAACUGAAUAUCGACAGUAGGAGGCAUUGAAGUCCAUAAAAUCAGCAACAAACACCCUUUUAUGGCAGCACUGAAUGGGCACGACCACUAUUUAAACAGCAGUUAUUCCUCAAGGCACUUGUCGUUAGGGCCUGGCAACACACAAAGCUCACAUGGUGGGAAAAGCUUUGUUGUUUUCAAAGAUCAUUCUAAAUGUAUGCUUUGAUGUAACUGUUUCUUUUUUUAUUGUUCAAGGAGAGUUGUUUCUAAUCAUAUAUUUCUGCAAAACAGCUAUUUCUUAAGACUGUCUGCUCCGAGGACAAACUUGUCUCUCUCUAGUUAAGCCGGGCACUCAAUAUCACACUAGCAAGGAGGACAGUGGUGGUUAGAUAUUAAAAAAAUCCCAAGAGGAGAGUUUAUGUAUCAAAGUAUUAAUUGUUCUGCAUAAACACAGUAACUGGAUGAACAGCUGGUCAGCCAUACAUACAGCUAAGUUGCCAUAUACUACUAUCAAGCAUUAGUACAGAUCAGCUUUGGCACAUAUCAGCUAAGCAAUGCAAAACCAGAGAUAGAGCCAGGCUUUCAUUAGAGCACGUACCUUUUCCCACCACAGAAGUUUCAACUAACUAUGCAUGAUGAUAUUCCUACUAAGUCAAAGCAUCAGGAGUUGCCAAGUAAGAUCAUUCUUAGCAUACAAAGACAAUGGGCAAGCAAGAAAUUUGAGAUCUAAAAGAAUAAAAAUCAAGCCAUCUCCAUUAAUAGUCCUAAAGCUGAAUAGGUCUUGAUUUCAUCACAGAUAGAACCUGAAAUACAAAUGCAAAUAUAAUCAAGUUUUAGUUAUCCUUUUCCAGGCUAAUUAAUUUCUGGUUAAAAGUGACUAUUAAACAGCCAUUUUAAGCAUAAAUUUGAACACUGAAGCUCUACAUGCUGUUAUGAAAGAUCAGAAGCUUAAACUGGCAUUUUAUUUUCCCCUAAACACUAAUCAAGGAGCUUCAAAGGAUCUUAAUCUCAACAUGGUUUAAAACAAAUAAUAUUCAGGCAUGAUAACAAGUUCUUAGAAGAACUAAUGAAUUUCCAACUCCAUGCUUUGCUUUGUUUAGCUGCAUGAGGUGGGGAAAGAUGCACAGCAGGUUGCAAGCAGGGAUGGAGAAUGGAUAGGGAGGUAAGGUUUUAUGGGCAAGUACUGUGCACUGCAGAGCAUGCCCUGGGAGACAAAAGAGAACAGAGGCAGCAUAGGCAGGCAGAGACACACUGGAGUGAGGUGAAUAUGUGGCAACACAGUGAGAAGGUAUUCUCGUGGAUGGGUGCUAACACAGGCCUGACUUCAGCAGCCAGACUUUCUGAUUUCAAUCUUCAAAAGUAUUGAGUGUAAGUCAGGCAGCUUCCUAAGCUUCUUGGGAAGCAUGGAUCCCAGUCUUUAGAUUAUAGUGGAAAUCAAUAAACUGCUGUACUAUUAUGAAGAUGCAAAGCUGUAUUUCACAAUCGCUACAUGAACUGGAAAUGACAAGCUCUUCACCAACAGUUCUGCUCUUAGAUUCUACUCUGAAAUGCACCCUCCAGCAUAUUGUAUGGAGGUUUUACUGAUUUUUUUAUUGUGCCUAUGCCCAGAUUUCUCACAUUUGUGCAAUGUGAUAAAUGGAGAGCUCUGGGGUCUGAAAUUCUCUGUUUGUAAAAAAAGUCUAUAGCAAACACUUUUCACACUGUUCUACCCAGAUGCCUUAAAGGGCUACUUUACUUGGUAAAGAAAGUCAUCCCUUCCGACAGAGGAGUCAUACUUCCCAUCUUCACAGGUCAGAUUUUUAUGCUAAGACUAUCAAGAGGCUGAAUUAAUGUUCCCAACAGGAUGGGUACCAUGCUCAACAACUGAAGUAUCACUGGCUUUUAGGAAAACUACUAAUACAAGCUACAAGCAAACCUGAAGCUUCUACUAAAUAGCAAUAAGAAUCUCAAUUGUCCAUUAUGCUGUUCAGCCUUCCUAUUUCCUAAUUUUAAGGUAUUCUUUUCAUGACAUGAAGAUCAAGAGAGUUAAAACAACAUUAGAACAGAUGAUAUAUUUGCAUUCAAGAAGAAAUUACAACUAGUAAUUCUGCAUGACUGUUUAAACAUAAAUGUAUGUUUAAGAGAGGCCUUUAAUGUUAAUUUACAGUUCAUACACUGGAGAUUUAAACUACUCAAUAUCACACAGUGUUUGACUGAAUGUGCAAGUCACUCAUGAUAAAUGUGAAGCUACUCUUCGUAUCUGAGUUAAUCUAAUAAAACACUGCUUGGAAAAUGAAAUGUAAUAUAUAUUGUCAAAAUGUAGUGACUACAUACUGAGUAUGAAGGCCAAAAUUAUAGGAAAGGUGGAUAUCUGCAAUAUUACUAAACCUUUCAGGUUUCAGAAGCAAUAACUGAAAUUUUAUACUGAACUGUGGAGAGCAUUGGCUAAGCUUGAAAGCAGUGGAACAAAUUCUGGACAUACAGCACAGCCAGUCCAGAAAGACACUGUACUAAAAAUAUCAGAUCACUAUGAUAGCUUUCACAGAGAAGUGCAACAUUUGGUAACCCCACUGAAAGCAGGGGCCAGUGAAAGUAAACAUCUAUGUUGCUGUAUUGAAAGCUCAAACUUGUCCAUCAUACCACAUCAGGGUUAUCUCUAAACCAAUCAACCCUGUGCAUAAUUUAAGCCACUAAACUCAUUGUAUUGAAGCCUCGAGAGCAGGUCACACCCUUUCUAUCUACGACUCACUGAAGUACCUUGCUGACCCAGGACAGUCUGUUCAGUGGGUCUUUGUUUCCCUUUCAAAGCUGGUCUGUAUUUUGCUAUCAGCCAGCAAGUAAUGCUGAGCUCGGUAGCAGCCUGAGUGCUGUGUACAUUCGAGUACAACACAAAUGCAGCAAUAUACAGAAGUCUAUUUUAGAUGCACAAACAUUACAUGUGUGCUUUCAAAAUUCUUUCUUCUCAGAGACUGAGAAAUCUUAGGAUACAAGUAUUAACCAUGAACUUCAAAGAGCAAAGAUGAUACUCAGAAUAUUCACUUUACAGGUCAGAAAAUACUACUUCUAAAGACAAAAUUGUUUUUCCCCUACUUCCUUCUAGCAAAAUGGAAAAUAGCCCUUUUCUACAUCUUCAAGUAAACCAGUUCUGAGCAUUUUAAACAACUUAACACAAGCAAGCUCAUCUCUGGCAAUAUAGUCC